GAGAGACCAGCACCGAGCCAAACGCAGUGUUUUGGUCGUCGGAAGUACGCCGAAGUUGUUGUUGAGACAUUCUCCGAAGAGAUCCUCAGCAACAAGCCAACACCUGCAUCCGCGUCGUCUGCAUCUUCAACAACAGUGCCAUAUCGCGAUAUCGCCGGUAGCGAACCACCUCAAGGAUGCUCAGUACAACCGACCCCGUCUGGCUCGUCGAUUUCUUCAUCCAAAACCGCUAGUGAACCAUCAUUGGGUCCGCAUGAUAUCUGAGUAA
Molecule: messenger RNA, 268 nt
Organism: Anisakis simplex (herring worm)
Lineage: Eukaryota; Metazoa; Nematoda; Chromadorea; Rhabditida; Anisakidae
Source: the annotation of a GenBank genome assembly